AAUCAAGCAGGAGAGACCAGCCUCCCCUGUUCCCAGCUGUGUGUCCAUGAAGAGUGACCAGUCUAUGGAUCCUCCUCUAAAGUUUAGAGAGGGAGACUUUUCUACUGAACAAAGAAACCAACAGGAGAGAUCAGAGUCAGAGAUUCUCAGUGGUCAGUCUUCCCAGAGUCAUCAAACAGACCUGGACUCCAUAUUCAGUUUGCUUGAAGAGAAUAUUAUUACAUUUGUGAAGAAGGAGUUGAAGAUGUUCAAGAGGAUUCUUAGUCCAGAACUCCCAGAAGGCUUUGAGAGUCAGAAGCAGGAUAAGGAAGUGGUGGAUGCUGAAGAUGAGAAGCAGGAGAGCAGUGCCAGAGAGGGGGCUCUGAAGAUCACACUGCACGUCCUGAGGAAAAUGAACCAGAAGGAGCUUGCUGACACACUGGAGAAAUAUUCAGAUGAUCUUGCUGUGAUUUGCCAACGUGAACUCAAAUCUAAUCUAAAGAAGAAGUUUCAAUGUGUAUUUGAGGGGAUCGCUAAACAAGGAAACCCAACACUUCUCAAUAAGAUCUACACAGAGCUCUACAUCACAGAGGGUGGAACAGGAGAGGUCAAUAAUGAACAUGAGCUGAGACAGAUUGAGACAACAACCAGGAAACAAGCAAGACCAGAGACUGCAGUCAAAUGUAACGACAUCUUCAAACCCUUAACUGGACAAGACAAACGUAUCAGAACUGUGCUGACAAAGGGAGUCGCUGGCAUUGGAAAAACAGUCUCUGUGCAGAAGUUCAUUCUGGACUGGGCUGAAGGAAAAGCAAAUCAGGAUGUCCAAUUUGUAUUUUCAUUCCCUUUCCGGGAGCUGAAUUUGAUGAAAGAGGACAAACACACUUUCAUUGAACUUCUUAAUCACUUCUCAAUGGAAACCAAACAAUCAAGAAUCUCCAACUACGACAAGUACAAAGUUCUGUUCAUCUUUGAUGGUCUGGAUGAGUGCCGACUGCCCCUAGACUUCAAGAAGAACAAGAUCUGUUGGGACGUCACAGAGUCAACCUCAGUGGAUGUUCUGCUGACAAAUCUCAUCAAGGGAAAUCUGCUUCCCUCUGCUCUCCUCUGGAUAACUACCCGACCUGCAGCAGCCAAUAAGAUCCCUUCAGGGUGUGUUGACCAGGUGACAGAGGUACGAGGGUUCAGUGACCCACAGAAGGAGGAGUAUUUCAGGAAGAGAUUCAGUGAUGAGGACCUGGCCAGCAGAAUCAUCUCACACAUAAAGACAUCAAGGAGCCUCCACAUCAUGUGCCACAUUCCAGUCUUCUGUUGGAUUUCUGCAACAGUCCUUGAACACAUGCUGGAACAUAAGAGAGAAGAGAUGCCCAAGACUCUGACUGAGAUGUACACACACCUUGUGGUGUUUCAUACCAAACAGAAGAAUGAAAAGUAUCUUGGGAAUGAAGAGACAGGUCCACACUGGAAUAAAGAGAGCAUUCUGUCACUGGGAAAACUGGCUUUUCAACAGCUUGUGAAUGGCAAUCUGAUUUUCUAUGAAGGAGACCUGGAAGAGGCUGGCAUUGAUGUCAAUGAAGCCUCAGUGUACUCAGGAUUGUGCACACAGAUCUUUAAAGAGGAAUGUGUGCUGUACCAGGACAAGGUGUACUGCUUUGUUCAUCUGAGCAUUCAGGAGUUUCUGGCUGCUGUAUAUGUGUUCCUCUCAUUCAUCAGCAACAAUGAGAAUCUAAUGGACAAACUGCAAACAAAGUCCAGCAUCUUUUCUUUGCUGUUCAGAGACAAUGCUGAAGUUACUUUCUACAAGAGUGCUGUGGAUAAAGCCUUACAAAGUGAGACGGGAAACCUGGACCUGUUUCUCCGCUUCCUUCUGGGCCUCUCACUGGAGUCCAAUCAGAAACACUUACAAGGUCUACUGACAAAGACAAGAAGCAGCUCACAGACCCAUGAAGAAACAGUGAAGUACAUCAAGGAGAAGAUCAGGGAGAAUCUCGCUCCAGAGAGGAGCAUCAAUCUGUUCCACUGUCUGAAUGAACUGAAUGACCAUUCUCUAGUGGAGGAGAUCCAAAGAUACCUGAGAUCAGGAAGCCUCUCAAAACCCAACCUGUCACCUGCACAGUGGUCAGCUCUGGUCUUUGUGUUGCUGACUUCAGAAAAGGAGCUGGAUGUGUUUGACCUGAAGAAAUACUCCAGAUCAGAGGAAGGUCUUCUGAGGCUGCUGCCAGUGGUCAAAGCCUCCAGAGCUGUUCUGCUGUCAGGAUGUGGAGUCACAGAGGAAGGCUGUGCUUCUCUGGUCUCAGCUCUGGAGUCAAACCCCUCACACCUGAGAGAGCUGGAUCUGAGUAACAAUAACCUGAAGGAUUCAGGAGUGAAGCUGCUCUCUGCUGGACUGGGGAAUCCCCACUGUAAACUGAAGACUCUGAGGCUGUCAGGCUGUCUAGUCACAGAGGAAGGCUGUGCUUCUCUGGUCUCAGCUCUGAGGUCAAACCCCUCACACCUGAGAGAGCUGGAUCUGAGUAACAAUGACCUGAAGGAUUCAGGAGUGAAGCUGGUCUCUGCUGGACUGGGGAAUCCCCACUGUAAACUGGAGACUCUGAGACUCACUGGCUGUAAACUCACAGACACAUCCUGUAAAGUGUUGGCCUCAGUUCUCAGUUCAAACCCCUCACACCUGAGAGAGCUGGAUCUGAGUAACAAUGACCUGAAGGAUUCAGGAGUGAAGCUGCUCUCUGCUGGACUGGGGAAUCCCCACUGUAAACUGGAGACUCUGAGGCUGUCAGGCUGUCUAGUCACAGAGGAAGGCUGUGCUUCUCUGGUCUCAGCUCUGAGGUCAAACCCCUCACACCUGAGAGAGCUGGACCUGAGCUACAAUCACCCAGGAGACUCAGGAGUCAGACUGCUCUCUGCUGGACUGGAGGAUCCACACUGCAGACUGGAGAAACUCAAUGUGGAACAUGGUGGAGAGAACACAAUGAAACCUGGGCUUAGAAAAUAUGUCUGUGAUCUCACACUGGACCUCAACACAGUAGACAGACUCCUCUCUCUGUCUGAGGAGAACAGAAAGGUGACAUGUAGGAGAAAGAAGCAGCCGUAUCCUGAUCACCCAGAGAGAUUUGAGGACUGUAGACAGGUGCUGUGUAGAGAGGGUCUGACUGGGCGCUGUUACUGGGAGGUAGAGUGGAGUGGGAUGCCUAAUAUAGGAGUGACAUAUAAAGGAAUCAACAGGAAAGGAGAGGGUGAUGACUAUUAUCUUGGAUACAAUGACAAGUCCUGGUGUCUGUUCUGCGAUGCCAACAGUUACACUGCCAGUCACAAUAAUAAUCACAUUAACAUAGACGUCCGCCACUCCGGCUCCGAUAGAGUAGGAGUGUAUCUGGACUGGCCAGCCGGCACUCUGUCCUUCUAUAGAGCCUCCUCUGACACACUGACCCACCUGUACACAUUCACCUCCACAUUCACUGAGCCCCUCUAUCCAGGGUUUAGGGUUUAUCAUGAAGAGUCCUCAGUGUCCCUGGAAAUAAUAACCUGACACACACACACACACACACACACACACACACACACACACACACACACACACACACACACACACACACACACACACACACACACAGGACUCACACACAUUGACACACACACACACACUAGAAACACAACACAUACACACAGACAAACACACACACAUUGGACUCACACACAUUGACAGACACACACACACACACACUGGACUCACAUACAUUGACACACACACACACUGACACACACACACACACUGGACACACACACACACACACACACACACACACACACACACACACACACACACACUGGACACAAUCACACUAGACAAAGACACACACUCUGGACACUUACACACACAGAUUAAACUAACAAUCCCAACUAAAUAACUACAUAGAGAAGGAUGUGAGAGAAGAAUGUGCAAUGCUGACAUCAAGGCAGACUCAAUCUGUAUGGAAUCUAACCCCAACAAUCUGUAUGGAAUCUAACCCCAACAAUCUGUAUGGAAUCUAACCCCAACAAUCUGUAUGGAAUCUAACCCCAACAAUCUGUAUGGAAUCUAAGCCCAACAAUCUGUAUGGAAUCUAACCCCAACAAUCUGUAUGGAAUCUAACCCCAACAAUCUGUAUGCAAUGUGAACCUUCUCAUAAAAGCAAUACUUAUUAAAUCAAGUUCCCUCCCUCAAGAAAAACAA
Messenger RNA from Salvelinus fontinalis (brook trout), 4189 nucleotides. Its product is annotated as NLR family CARD domain-containing protein 3-like. The record is from RefSeq and is a predicted model, not a curated record. Gene Ontology annotation, molecular function: protein binding. NCBI's taxonomy places the organism in Eukaryota, Metazoa, Chordata, Actinopteri, Salmoniformes, Salmonidae.